UUAAAUAAUCAACGAUAAAUAAUAUUAAUUAAAAAAUGAAUAAUUUAACACGACUGAUGGCCAAUUGUGCCAUUCAAACACAACGCCAUAAUCUGCUGGUUCCCGCCACUGCCACAGCUGCCGCCAUCCAGCUAAGAACCAAAACAAAAGUUGUCGAGAAACCCAAACCCGGCAAUGGUCAGCAAUUUAGACGAAUUGUCCACUUUAAAGAUGAAUAUACCGUUGAACCAUUGACUAUAACUCAUUUGGCUGGUCGUGAUCCGGUUACGGGUCGUGUUGUGGCCAAGGGUAUUGGUGGUGGCCUUAAACAGAAAUAUCAUUGGAUUAAAUGGGUACGUGAUGGUCCCCUGGAAGGACCUCCGCAAGAGGAGAAGGUAAUUGAGAUUUUGGAUGAUGGUUGUCGUACGGCGAAGAUAGCUUUGGUCGGUGUGGGCGAUGAACUGAAAUAUAUUUUGGCCACCGAAAACAUGAAGGAGGGUGAUAUUAUUAAGACAUCACGUUUUAUUCCACGUAUUCCAGUCCGCCCCAAUGAAGGUGAUGCCUAUCCAUUGGGUGCCCUGCCCGUCGGCACCAGAAUUCACAAUUUAGAAAAGAAUCCCGGCUAUCCCUGCCAUCUGAUACAUGCUGCCGGUACAUAUGGUACCAUUUUGCGCAAAUUCGAUGACAAGGUUGUGGUACAGCUACCUUCGAAACGUGAAUAUGCCUUCGAUAAGACGUGUAUGGCCACAGUGGGCCGUGUAAGCAACAUUGAACACAACAAAGAACACAUUGGUUCAGCGCAAAGAAUGCGUCUCUUGGGUAAUCGUCCCCGUUCCGGUUUGUGGCAACGUAAGGAUGGUCGUUUUGGUCGUAAGAUUAAGAAGUUGCCACCUAUGACUCUGAUACCACCACCCCCAGCCAAGGCACCCGAAGUGAUUAAGCUAACAAUACCAUUGUAA
Molecule: messenger RNA, 938 nt
Organism: Musca vetustissima
Lineage: Eukaryota; Metazoa; Arthropoda; Insecta; Diptera; Muscidae
Gene: mRpL2
Product: large ribosomal subunit protein uL2m
Exons: 2
Coding region: 36-938 (300 amino acids)
Biological process (GO): cytoplasmic translation
Cellular component (GO): ribosome
Molecular function (GO): structural constituent of ribosome; RNA binding
Source: RefSeq, a predicted model, not a curated record